Molecule: messenger RNA, 3449 nt
Organism: Loxodonta africana (African savanna elephant)
Lineage: Eukaryota; Metazoa; Chordata; Mammalia; Proboscidea; Elephantidae
Product: gamma-taxilin-like
Exons: 11
Coding region: 1-1590 (529 amino acids)
Biological process (GO): regulation of cell cycle
Molecular function (GO): syntaxin binding
Source: RefSeq, a predicted model, not a curated record
AUGGAUCUGAGGCACAGGAGCACUAAGUAUAAACAGCCAGGUGCGGUCAGGGCCUUGGCGCCCGGUCUCCUCUCUUUGAGUCCACAACAUCCCCAAGCUGUGCGCUGCCCUCGACCGGUUGACAGGGGUCGUGAAGUCGCCCUCUUCUUCUCGGGCUGGGUGAUCUUAGGGAGUGACUUCAGUUAUGAGUUAAAAGGGCGUCUGGGGCCACAGCCCUGGCUUUCUUCAGUUUCUGUCAGACCAUUUGUAAUUGGCACAAUGGAAGAAGUUGGAAUUUAUGGGCUAGCUGUGAAAGCAAAUAUGUUGUGUAACUCUCAAUCAGAUAAUAUUCGUCAUUGUCAAGACUCGAGUUGUGGUAGCACAGAUAACAAACAUUCAUUGGACAAAAAUGAAGACGUUACAUUUGUAACAAAGAAUAGGAAUUUGGUGAGCCCAAGAGAGGAAACCUCUGUCCAGCAUGCUCAGGCGGAUAUCCCUGAUGGUCGGCAGGUUUCAGAGCACAACAGCAACAAAGAAAAAACUUUUGGAAAAGAAGUUUUCUUAUUAAUGCAAGCCCUAAACACCCUUUCAACUCCAGAGGAGAAGCUCGCAGCUCUCUGUAAGAAAUAUGCCGAUCUUUUGGAGGAAAGCAGGAAUAAUCAGAAGCAAAUGAGGAUUCUGCAGAAGAAGCAAGCUGAGAUUGUGAAAGAGAAAGUUCGUUUGCAGAGUGAACACAGCAAGGCUGUCUUGACAAGGGGCAAACUGGAGUCUCUUUGUAGGGAACUUCAGCGUCACAAUAAGACAUUAAAGGAAGAAAAUAUGCACCAAGCUCAAGAAGAAGAAGAAAGUCGUAAAGAAGCAGUGGCACAUUUCCAAAUUAGUUUAAAUGAAAUUGAGACACAGCUGCAACAGCGUGAUGUACAUAAUACCAGACUUCGCCAGGAAAACAUUGAACUGGGGGAGAAACUGAAGAAGCUUAUUGAACAGUAUGCACUGAGGGAAGAGCAUAUCAACAAAUUGUUCAAACAUAAGGAACUUCAACAACAGCUCUUGGAUGCCAGACUUCAGCAGACGACACAGCUCAUAAAGGAAGCUGAUGAAAAACAUCAGAGAGAGAGAGAGUUUUUAUUAAGGGAAGCAACAGAAUCAAGACACAAAUAUGAACAAAUGAAACAGCAAGAAGCACAGCUAAAACAUCAGCUUUCUGUGUAUAUGGAUAAGUUUGAAGAAUUCCGGACUACCAUGGCAAAAAGCAAUGAACUUUUUACAACCUUCAGGCAGGAAACGGAAAAGAUGACAAAGAAAAUUAAAAAACUGGAAAAAGAAACCAUAAUAUGGCGUACCAAAUGGGAAAAUAAUAAUAAAAUACUUCUCCAAAUGGCUGAAGAGAAAGCUAUUUGUGAUAAAGAGUAUAAUGCCUUUCAAAUAAAACUAGAAAGGCUAGAGAAGCUGUGUAGAGCUCUUCAAAUGGAAAGAAAUGAGCUCAGUGAAAAGAUGGAAGUCCUUAAAGAUCAGGUCUCUGUAAAAGCAGCACAUGUGGAUCCAGCAGUGCCUGUGUUACACUCCUGUGUUGUUGUUGGUUCUUGCAAAGGAACUGAGAACUUGCUCUGAAAGAGAUCCAGGAGACCAGCUGGACAUGGGACCCAAAGCAUCAAAUACAACAAAACGUUGUUUAAAAGACCCUUUCCACAGGAUUUCUUCUAAGCACUGAAUCAUUUGACUAAAACAAAGUAUGAUCACUGUGUUAGAAGAUGUAUUUUGUGUAUAACUUUCUCUGUUAAUAGUAACUGUUGGUUUUGUUAUGAAAUUUUCCUUACUUUUUCUACCAUAUCUGUAUUUUCUUAGAACUACUGGACUUAAAUGGUAUAAGAGGCUGUUUAGCAGUUUUGGGUUGUUUUAAUCUUUGUCUGUGUUGCACAUUUUCCUUAUUUCCCUCUUUCUUGGAAUUCAGGUAUAUGUGCAUUGCUUUGUUCUUUCAAUGUGUUCAUUUCAUUGUCUUGCUCCUUGUAGAUAGUUAUCAUAAAAUGAGACUUUGAAAAUGGUCCCUUGGUGCAAAAAGAAAUACUAAAUGCUCUAGCUUAUUAACAUAAUUCAAAAAGAAAAAAAUAUAAAGAUGAUUAGUUUUGCCCAGUAGCCCAUUUAAAUGCCAAGUAAAAAAUAAAAUCUAGUCUUGGAUCAGAAACAUGUAUAAGGUAUUUGAAUUAGGUUAACUUUUUGAUAAUACUUAUUCCCCUUGACAGUUGAGAUGACCACAACUCUUGAAUCUCUCAAAGUAGUAUAGGAUAAUAUAUACCGGGUCCCAGACAGUGGAAGAAAAGAAAUUCAUAUGAAAUUUGAAAAAUUUAAUUACUAUGCCAGAAUAAGCAAAGUAAAACUGAAUGUCUCCCUAAACAGCCUUUUAGAAACAUCAUCUUUAGCUACUAAAUGAAAUAUUGGACUCUAUAUUCCUAGUGAGUAUAUUUCACAAAAGCUCUGUGGAUGUAAGCACUUAGCAUUUUAUUAAGACAUUUGUGUGGCCCACCAUGUUACUUUGUGGUACUUGUGUAUGGAAGAUAAGUGUUGGGCUGCUGUACAUGGCAUUCUUAGCCUCCUGUUUUUGGCAUACUGUGUUAGAUAUUACUGUGUGGAAUAAUAUAUUAAAGGGAUAUUUAUUUUGUUAGACAUACACUUAGUUUUCUUUCAGAUUUUUUCCUGUGUUACCAAGUGAAAAAUGAGAAAAAAAAAAAAGCAGACCCCUUUUAGAAGGCUUUCCUCCUAAUCAGCAGUUACUUGAGCAGACCAGUGUUGUAGCUUUGUGGCAUGCCCAGUCUAUGCUAUUUACUACAACAGGGUUAGCAAACUACAGCCCAGGCUAGCCACUUUUGCAAAAUAACUUUGUUGGAACACAACCAAGCCUAUUAUUUUUGAAUCAUUUACGUAUUGUCUGUGACUGCUUUUGUACUACAACUACGUAAAUGUAAAAUACUUUCUGUCCCUUUAAGUUUGUCAUAGCCUGACUGAGAACAUUGUAGCUGGCAUAGGAAAAAUUUAAAUUUUUAAUUUAUUUAAACUGUGUUUGUUGCAUCAUCAUGGAAUCUUCUGGAGUUGUAGUAUCUAUACUGGCAGUGACUCUGAGGUAUACAAAAAGCUUGGGCCUUAGAUAGCAAACCAUUUUAUUAUCAGACUUGCAGUGAUAAGUUGCUUGAUCUUCAUACCAGCAGUUUCUAGUUUUUUUUUUUUUUUAAUGCAACUAUCUUAGUACACCUGGUUAUUACAGUUCAAUUCUCAGGUGUUGCAGAAAAACCUACCUCUUACAGACUGUAAAUGAAAAUAACUGAAAAAGUUUACAGUGUUAAACACACUGCUUUAUUUUUACAGCCCACAUGUUUCAUAAAGACAGAUUGAUAAGAGGCAAAUCUUGUUUUGUUCUUCAAAGACAAUUUGUACAGAUUUUUCAGUAACGGAAAUCUGGUUUUAUCUACUCAGUUUUG